This is a messenger RNA of Pseudocercospora fijiensis CIRAD86, 1300 nucleotides long. RefSeq lists its product as uncharacterized. Bases 424 to 915 code for a protein of 163 amino acids. The transcript has 2 exons. The record is from RefSeq and is a predicted model, not a curated record. Lineage: Eukaryota; Fungi; Ascomycota; Dothideomycetes; Mycosphaerellales; Mycosphaerellaceae.
CAUUCCUUUCAAGCAACAAUGAUAUCAAAGGCAAUCUCCCUGCCAUUGCGACGGGAGAGAUAAGUCCUUGUCGACAAGGCUCGUGGAGUCGCGUCUGCCAUUCAAGUGACAGACCUCCAGCACGAGACAUCACCAUUCGACAAUCUCUCGUGGAGUCGCGUCCGCCAUCAAGUGACAGACCUCCAGCACGAGACAUCACCAUUCGACAAUCUCUCGUGGAGUCGCGUCUGUCGUCUAAGUGACAGACCUCCAGCACGAGACACAUCGACGGUACAGACAUGACAACCACCACCGUCCACUUCUUCUCUCUUGCUGGCCGCCUCUGCAUCACGCAAGCUACCAAGUUCGCGCAUUCCGCCAGCUUGAGCUUCGCAUUGCUCUCAACAUUAUGGCGCGCGUCACCAUCUCCACCGUCAUCCUAGCAUGAGACCACCGCAAAAAACCAAAAAAAAAAAACGCCACAGCAUGACUUGCUCGGACACACAUAUGCGAAGCCAGCUCAAGUUCACUUCACUUCACCGUCCUCAGAGCGACCAUUUCUUCGGCAAUUGUAUCUGCAAGCCCAGCGACUGCCGACACUUCAGCCUCAUUCAAGUCAUCUCACAUUCAAGCCAUGCACUGCACCCAGAACGAGCUACCAGCAUCAACUCAACAGUUUGCUGCGCAAGUCCCAGCGCUCGUUCUCCUUGGCGAGGUCACUUGAGAGUCAAGACUGUUCUUCAUCGUCAACACAGCUGUCGGUACGCCGCCGCCACCCUUGACAACUUCUGUACGGCUUUGCGAAAGAUUCAUGACGUUGCUCUGUCACAUCACCCAUCGAAGUCAGCGAACAACAACUCUCAGCUUCUUGAUUACCUCGCGCCUCCCAGCCACCACCACCACCAUCGACUUCUUCAGCGCUUUGGUGGGAAAUGAGAAGGCAGGCGAAUCAUGGCUGCAGCAUUGGGUCUACAGAGUUCUCAGCAGGCGCGAAGAUACAGUGUUUGCCGGCUUCCUCUUGAACCAACUUCGAACGCUCAACGAUGAUUACCUUUUCCCAUCUCAACUCUCAGUGAUUAAGGUCUCAACGGUACCGACUCUUUCAGCGCGACAAGACGGCUUCAAGGUAGCAGAUGGCGCGAAGGGAGAGUUUGGAAGGCAAGCAACGAGCGGGGAAAGCAGGGUCAACUGGCAUGGGCGACAAGGCUGAGUCAAGUGUAUGGCGAAGGGAAAGCUCAAUGGUACGAAGGGGUUCUCCAUAGUCACAUCAAGCUAUGAGCCUUUGUCCUCAAUUGCCGUCAUCUUUCACUAUUUGUUUCCC